Messenger RNA from Lathyrus oleraceus (garden pea), 630 nucleotides. RefSeq lists its product as uncharacterized. Lineage: Eukaryota; Viridiplantae; Streptophyta; Magnoliopsida; Fabales; Fabaceae. Gene Ontology annotation, molecular function: RNA-DNA hybrid ribonuclease activity; nucleic acid binding. The transcript has a single exon. The coding region runs from base 1 to 630 and encodes 209 amino acids. The record is from RefSeq and is a predicted model, not a curated record.
AUGGCUUUGAGAAUGAAAGACAAUGAUGAGUCGCUUAUUGAAGAAGGUCCCGAGCCUAUAUCCAUUUGGGGUUUAGUGUUCAAUGGUGUUGUCAACACAUAUGGACAGGGCAUAAGGGUUGUAAGUAUUACUCCUCGAGGUUCACAUAUACCUUUUGCAGCAAGGAUGGAUUUUGAUUGCACCAACAACAUCGUAGAGUACGAGGCAUGCAUCCUUGGUCUAGAAGAGGCUAUUGAUAUGCGUAUCAAAUUUCUUAAAGUGUUUAGUGACUCGACUCUUGUCAUCAAUCAAAUUAAAGGAGAAUGGGAAACUCAUCAUCCAGGUUUGAUCCCAUACAUAGACUAUGUCAGAAGAUUGUCUAUUUUCUUUACUAAAGUAGAAUUCAAUCGUAUCCCUCGAGAUGAGAACCAGAUAGAAGAUGCCCUUGCUACGUUGUCCUCCAUGUAUAGGUUGAAUCUGCAUAGAGAAGUUCCUUCCAUCCUUAUCCAGGCCCGUGAUAAAUCUGCCUAUAUCAUCAAUGUUGAAGUUGUGCCAAAGGAGAAACCGUGCUUCUACAAUAUCAUGUGUUUUCUUGAGAAGCAAGAGUACCUGUUUGGGGCGUCUAACAGAGAUACAAAAACCUUAAGGUGA